Didymella exigua CBS 183.55 is the source of this 969-nucleotide messenger RNA. RefSeq names its product DNA glycosylase. The transcript has a single exon. Gene Ontology annotation, molecular function: mismatch base pair DNA N-glycosylase activity. Gene Ontology annotation, biological process: base-excision repair, AP site formation. The record is from RefSeq and is a predicted model, not a curated record. The coding region runs from base 1 to 969 and encodes 322 amino acids. Lineage: Eukaryota; Fungi; Ascomycota; Dothideomycetes; Pleosporales; Didymellaceae.
AUGCAGACUGAAUCUGUCCUCAAGACGAUGCCAUCAAGUGACGGCGAACUCUCUGAUCCGCCUGGCACCCUAUCUUCGCCGCCACCUGCAUCGUUCCAAGGACGAUUGGCCAAGUAUCAAUACUCACCCAACAAGAGCGACACACCAUCUCCUACGAAUGCAUCACCUCACCCAUCAGCAAAACGUUCACGCACUACGACUGUGACCAAGACCGAAAUCACCGAAUCCGCCCCAACAUUGUCACCUCGCCCAACAAAGAAGCAGCGCAAAUCCAGCAAAUACGCCGAACCCUCGAAAUACGCUCACCUUUCCCCACUCGUCGACAUCCUCGAAGCAAACCUAGUAUGUGUCUUUGUCGGCACCAACCCCGGCGUCUCAACCGCGCGCCAAGGCCACGCAUACGCACACCCCUCAAACCACUUCUGGAAGCUCUUACAUUCCUCAGGCCUAACUGAUCGCCGUCUCGCACCCAGCGAGGACACGAGUCUGCCGGCGCGAUACUGCAUGGGCAACACUAAUAUCGUCGCGCGCCCGUCGAGAGACGCUGCGGAAUUGAGCAAGGCGGAAAUGACCGAGGGAACACGAGCCCUUGAACUCAAGUUCGCUGCCUAUAAGCCAGAGGCGGUGUGCAUUGUCGGUAAGGGCAUCUGGGAGGCGAUUUGGCGGUUCAAGUAUGGGCGGAAUAUUAGGAAAGAGGAGUUCACGUAUGGGUGGCAGGACGAGGGGCAUAAUAUGGGGAAGGUGGAGGAGGAGGGGUGGGUGGGCAGCAGGGUCUUUGUGGCUACAAGUACGAGUGGACUUGCGGCGAGUCUGAAGCCGGCGGAGAAGGAGGCGAUUUGGAGACCGUUUGGGGAGUGGGUGCGGAAGAGGAGGGAGGAGAGGGGGUUUGUUCCUAGGGGGACUGUAGAAGGCGUGGAUCAAGAUGGCGUUGAGGCUGAGGAGAUGGUCGGGGACGAAGAGGGAGCUUGA